GGUGUAUGGGACCAAAGUUCAGGGAUAUGGGAGGGGGAAGCUAGAAUGCUGGAUGGAGUAUUGGAAAACCUUUUCCUGAUAGUGUGUGCUUCAAUUCCCGUCUGAUAAUUUCUGUCCUUGUAUUAGAGGCAAAGAGCAAGAGAAUGAGAAAGCGCACUGAGAGAGAACAAGAGUGAGUUUUCUUACUCUUGUUUUUAUUUGAGCUGCCGGUGCAACGCGUUUGGGCCAAAUGCCAACUGUCUGGGUCACACGCGUUUUAUCCAAAUAGAUUUAGCGCUGCUGUCUGGAAAUGGGCUGCUGGAUGUUAACGUUAGGAUCACAACUCAAACAGGGCAGCUCAGACUGUUACCCUCUGUCUGGGUGAAGUGGAAUAGGAGGAGGGGGGCCGAAGGCCAGGGUGUGCAGUGGAGUGGGAAGAAAAAAUUGAAGCAUGGCUUGGAACUUUUUAAAAAGACACUGGAGUAUGUGAUUUGCAGCAUAUUCUUUUAUGAUUGGAUUUUUUGGGCUAAUUUUCUUUUUUCUUCUUUUUUUAGCUUACAUUGAUUAGACUGAAACUUUUUAUAUGUGGGAAUGACAGUUCUUAGAAUUCAUGUCAGGGAAAGAAAGGUAACAUAAAACUGGUAUAGCUGAGGGAAAUUAAGAAAGUUAAUUUUAGAGAUCAUUGUUUUCCUGUGUUUCACAAAGUGGCAGCUGCAAUUUGAUUUAUCUCAAUUUAGUGCUUAAAUGUGAUCAUUGAUAUUUUGGAUUUUUGAAGAACAGCACAUAGAGGCAAAUAAGUAAUUUCAAACAAAUAAAAUCCAUUCAUUUGCCACAGUUGGCAACAAAUAUCAGUAUUAUGUUAUUUCUAUUUUUGUGAACCCCAAGAGGAAAACCUACAGCGUUAAGACCUAAAAUAUUAUAGUAUUUUCAUGUUUGGUCCAAUACCUGUAAGACUAAUUCUACUGUUGUCUACUGUUACUACUUCCUCUUCAUUUCCUUAGCAACCACUAGCAGCUACUCGUGGUUUAGUAUGGACCUGUCUGCCAAAUCUUACUCUGUUUGUGACUUUAGUGAGAAUGAAUAAAAUUAAUGAAUUAACAGAGUUAAAAGCAUAUUUGGAAUAUUUUUAGGGGAGAAAAAGAGGAGGGGAAGUAGAUACUCUCUUAGUUCCCCCAAAAGACAUGGUUAUCAACAUAUUGAAUAGCCCCAAGAGAAAAAGAUGUUGAUUUUUCUUUUCCAGGAAAGAAGUUCUGAUACAGAUAACAUAUAUUUACCUUGUUAUCUAUAAAAAUUUUGGGUUUAUAUUAAUUUAGGCCUUGACUUUUGUAAGUUGUGUUUUAUAUUUUAACUUUUGACUCCUUUGCUUUUAUUGAUAGGUAAAUUUUGAGUAAUUUGUGUUUAAUUAUAUAUUGCCUUGGAGACUAAUCUCAGAAAGUUUAUAAAUGACCUUUGUACUUAGAAACCUAGUCAUGUUCUUGGCAAUUAGUUGCUGAUGAGAAAUAUUUACUGAGAGAGUAAAUGGGAAAUGAAAUGAAAAGUUAAUUUUCAUGUGUAAAAGUUAAAUAUUCAAAGGGAGCAUGGAAUUUUUGCUUCUUGGAUGGAGACCAAAUCAGCCUUAAAAUAAAUAAUAAGAGUUAAGAUGGAUGAAAGAAGUGGAGAGGGAUUUAUACAUGUUCUUUAGCUCCAUAAUAAUAGUUCAUGAGAGGAAAUUAUUACCUUGGCUACACUCAGAUCACUUGAGUGGGAAGUAAAGAUGAUAGAGGAAAAAGACAAGUAAUAACCCUUUGACCAGGGCAGAUUACUGGGGGAAUCAUAGUAGUGCAAGUUGUCUGGUUUUACUUCUAUUUAACUAGUGUUGUUUUGAUUCAUGGAAAUAUGUAAAUGAUCCCCUAACUUUACUGGCUGGUGCAUUUAUAUUAAAAAAAAAAGACAUUUGAAAUUAAAGUAAAGUGGAAUUUUUAUUCUGUUUUCAAAUUUUAAAUACUUAUAAAUGCAAUUAUCAUCUUUAACAGGAUACUUCAGAAAGUUCAUGGAAAAAUGGAAUUAAAAGAUAAGUUUAAUUUGGUACCCAAAAAAUCCAUGCAGUUUUUCAUAAUAUGAAUUUUUGUGAACUUUUUGAAGACCCUGAUACUGUUUGCUUUUAGGCAGUAUAACCUAGUUGAUCGACUCAUAUCCCAGUUAAUCAUUAUAUCCAACUAUUCCAUAUUUCUGAGGGAAGGAGGAAUAUGAAACUUUUUGAAGGAAAACCUUUGAAAUAUGAUUUAGAUAAUGAGGGAAGGAGGGCUAACAGUCCUUAAAGUGAAGUGUGCAGAAUUUUAAAUCAUGUGUCAUGUGUAAUCCAAUGUAAUCUCUCAACAAGUUUUUGAAAGUAAGUAUCAUUAUCAUGAUUUUGUAGAUGAGUAAACAGAUCCAGAGAGGUGUGAUAACUUGGGGUCAAGCCAGACCUUUAGGCUUUUGUAUUUUCCAUAACAUAAUGGUUCUGCUAUAUAACUUAAAUGCAUUGUGCUUUAUGCAUAAUGAUUUCUGGACAAUUGUCUGGUAUUUUAAUGUUAGUCUGAACUUUAGAAACUGUAUCUGGAAAAAUCUGAGCUGUUACAGAUUUGUUUAUGGGAUCCAGAUUAACCUCCUCAGCAGGUGUCAGAAAGUAGGUUAACUCAUUCGCUUUUAUCUUGUUGGUGAUUAAGAGUGUUAAGUUUUGUUAGUUGUGUUGUUUUUAGUUGAGUUCUAGCCAAUCAUUUACUUAAUGUUCCUUCACUGAGCACUAGGGCUUGUGCAGUGAGAGAGUGAAAAAUGAGUAAAAACAUCAAAUUUAUUGAGUGCCCAUGUGCCAGAUACUGUAUGUAUCAAGUGGUAAAUCCAAGAUUGUAAUUGUAACUCUGAUUUGUUUCAAUUCAGAGCUCCUGUUCUGUCUACCAUGCACCAAAUAAACCUCUCUUGCUUUGUGUGUGUGUGUGUGUGUGUGCGCGCACUGCAAAUCCUUAAAUCAUUAGUCUACUUCUGGCCAAAUAGUAACUUAACUACUUUUUUUUCCCCUCAAUGUUACUGCCUUAGUCAGCUUGGGUGUUUAUAGAAUGAUAUUAGUAAGAGUAGGAGUGAAGGUUACAAAACUCUGAAAAGCAGGAUAUUUGUCAAGGAGGAAAAAUUGUUUUCCCCUAAAUCCAACCAAAUGUAUUUUCAGUUUGCCAUUAGUUUCAAAGUCUAGGAAAACAGGAAGAAAAGAAGGAAUGAUUCAGUAUAAAGUUAACUCAAAUGUGCUAGUUAUAUUACUCUUUUUUUUUUUAAAGGAUUUAUUUAUUUAUUUGAAAGGCAGAGUCACAGAGGCAGAGAGAGAGAGAGAGAGAAAGUCUUCCAACUGCUGGUUCACUCCCCAAAUGGCUGCAAUGGUCAGAGAUGCACCAAUCUGAAGCCAGGAGCCGGGAGCUUCUUCUGGGUCUCCCACAUGGGUGCAGGGGCCCAAGGACUUGGGCCUUCCUUCACUGCUUCCCCUGGCCAUAGCAGAGAGCUGGAUGGGAAGUAAAGCAGCUGGUUAUUGAACCGCCACCCAUGUGGGAUGCAGGCGCUUACCCAUUAUGCUACAGCGCUGGCCCUAAUUGUAUUACUGUUUAAAGGAAGAUUACAAAGUAAAGUAUGUGGGGUUCUCACUGAAUGUCAGACAUUUUUACUCAAAACAUUUUAGUGAUUUGAAAAUAAAAUAAUGAGAAUGAAUAUUGUUCAUGUAGCAACAAUGAUACUUUAAUGUUUCAUGGGAAGUUUUAGAAUAUUAAAAUUAUAUAUAAGUAGGCUAGAUAUAAAGAAAAUGAAUAUUGGGCUGAUUGUGUGGUAUAGUGUGUCAGGCCUCUGCCUGUGGUGUCAGCAUCCUAUAUGGGCACCGUUUGGGUCCUAGCUGCUCCUUUUCCAAUUCAGCUCUCUGCUUGUGGCGUGGGAGGGCACACAAGUGCUUGGGCCCCUGCACCCACAUGGGAGACCUGGAGGAGGCUCCUGACUCCUGGCUUCAGAUCUACCCAGCUCUGGCCAUUGUGGCCAUUUGGGGAGUGAACUGUGGAUAGAGAAUCUUUCUCUGUCUCUCCUUCUCUGUCUAUAACUCUACCUCUCCAAUAAAUAAAUAAAAUAUUUUUAAAAAGAUAAGUAAUAUUAUUGAACAGAGGUAUCAUUUAGUCUUUAUAGAUUUUUCCUUGAGAAAGAAUAUAUAGUGUCUGCUGUCUUGCCUAAAUCAUUGUAAAAAUAAUUUUGAGGUGAAAUAAUUGUUAUAUGUAAAGUUGCUAAAAUCUGUUUACAUUAACUAACCAAUGCCAUUUAUGAAUAUACCGAUGUUGAUUAUAUGUAACUGAUUUUGAAUAUUUAAGUUUCAGUUUACUGGAAGUAUGAUAUAAUAGAAUUUAUUCUGAAGUAAUAAAUUAUGUAAACUGACGGAGAUUUGGUAUCUUCCAUCUUCUGAUUUAUUCUUUAAGAGGCUAUAAUAGACGGGGCAGGGCCAGGCUGAAGCUAGGAGCCAGGAUCCCCGAUGUGGGAGCAGGGACAUAAGUACUUGAGCCAUUAACUGCUCAGGUGCAUUAACAGGGAGCUGGAUCAGAAACAGUAACUGGGACUCAAACUAGCACUCUGAUAUGGGAUGUGAUGUUCAAAGAGGCAGCCUAAGCCACUGUAUCACAGCAUCUGCCCAAAUACAGAGAAUUUAGGCUUUAGAGCCAGAAGCCUUGUACCUGAAUCUGGGCUCCUCUGUUUUCUAGCUAUCUGACCUCUUUAAGCGUCAGCGGUAUCUGAAAUUGAUGGCAAUAUUAGUUAUCAGUUGCUCCAUAACAACUUACCACAAACUCAGCAAAAUUUUUUUUUUUUUUUUAGAAAAUGUAUUUAUUUGAGAGGUAGAAUUACAGACAGAGAGCUGGAGAGACAGAAAGGUCUUUUAUCUGUUGGCUCAUUGCCCAAUGGCCACAACGGCCAGAGCUGGGCCUAUCCGAAGCCAGGAGCCAGGAGCUUCUUCUGGGUCUCCCAUGCAGGUGCAGGUGCCCAAGCACUUGGGCCAUCUUUCACUGCUUUCCCAGGCCAUUAGCAGAGAGCUGCAUCAGAAGAGGGGCAGCCAGAACACAAAACUGCACCCAUAUAGGAUGCUGGCACUGCAGGCAGAGGCUUAGCGUACUAUGCCACAGCGCUGGCCCCCAAACUCAGCAGUUUAACAUAACAUACAUUUAUUAUCUCACAGUUUCUGUGUAUUAAGAAUUCAGCCAUGACACGGCUAAGUCCUCCUGCUUCUCUCAUAAGCUUACAAAGGAUCUCUCAUAAGCUUACAAAGUGAUGGUUAGGACUGGGGUCUUCAUGGAAACCCACUCUGGGGAAGAAUGUGCUUCUAAGCUCACAUAUCAGUGGGCAGGUUUCAGUUUCUUGAAUACUGUUGGGCUGAGGACCUCAUUUCCUGUUGAUGAUAUUUGGAAGCUAUUCUCUGUUCUUUGCCAUGUAGGCAUCUUCAUAUGGCAGCCUGUGUCUUCCAAACCAAUGAGAGAGCCUGCUAGCAAAAUGGAAGUCAGAGUAUUUUGUAAUCUAGUCAAGGAAGUGACAUCCCUUCAGUAUUGAGAUGUAUUGUCUUGGUUAGAAUUAAAUGAUUCAGUGGGAGGGGAUUAUAUAGGGGCAUUGAUAUUAGGAGAUGGAAUCAUUGGGACCAUCAGAGUGCCCUGUUGAUGGGGCAAUAAUAACUGCCUCACAAGAUUGUCUUGAAGAUUAGAAGAAGUAAUAUUAAUUUAAAGUUCUUUAUUUUUGGUCUGACCUUAAACUACCUUACCUUCUUCUUACCUUAGUCUUCUGCAUAGGAACCUAAUUUAUUAUUAUUGCUAUUCUAAUACUGUUUACUAUUUUUCUCUUUUGCUUGCCAUCUAGAUUUUUUAGAAUGCAUACUGUGUAUGUAAUGAUGUCCUAAAGUAAUCUGACUUGUGAAAUUCUAUUAAUCUUCCAGGCCUUAUCACAAAAUGCUCUUUUCCUACAAAUCUUAUUUGAUUCAUGCUUCUCUGACUUAGAGAUCAUGACCCUUAUCUAAUCUCUUGAAACAAUUUUUCAUAACUUUAUUGUGGUAUUAUCAGUCUGUCUUGAUUUUUUUCUUCAUUAUUUAAAUUUUGAGCUUCUUAAGAGCAAGGAUUUUAUCUUAAUCUUUUCUGUAUCCCUUAAUCCUGUCUGUAUUCUGAGUUGUUGUAACAUCACCUUUUAAACAUGGUAAGACAAUAUUUGUUGAUUAAUGAAUUAGUUUUGCCAAGCCUUAACAGUUUAAUAACUUGUGGAGGCAGAUGUGAGGAAUUUUAAAUAGUUGUGGUUGUUUUAAAUGUUGUAAUAACCACUAUUUCUAGCACCAUAGGGGAUAAAGUAUUUCACAUAAAUUAAUUUUCCAGUUAACUACAAAUAUUCUUUUAUUUGCCUAAGGUAAUUUUAUUUUAGCUGCUGUUCAUUUUUUUAAUCAAUUUUUCAAUCAACAAAUAUGUAGUAAGUACUUAUUGGAUGAUAAUUGCAUGUAUUAGAGACUUGGCAUAGAAUCUUUCUAAUAUCUUAUUAAUAGUAUUUAGUCAUUAAAAGUCAUUAACUUUUUAUCCCUGUCUUAGGCAUAAUAUUGUGAGUUUCAGCUAUUGAGCUAUAAUGCAGUUAUAUGCACAGUAGGAACUAUUAAACUGUAUAAGAACCACUUGCCUCUAUCCCCAACUGUUGCUUUAGGGUUCUAAAGCAAUUCUUUAGUUUUUUGAUUCUUCUUUGGUCAGUUUUUUGCUGUUAGUAAGCUAGAUCGUAGUUCCUGAGAAGUCAGGUGACCAAGUGUGCUGGUGUUAUGUGUAAAAUGUGAGUAGAUGGCCUCUGUGAGUGAGGUUGUCUGCUGAAAGUAAAGAAUAUGAGAUAGGAUGUGAAAUCUCUUGUGGUACCUAAAAUAAGAUUUUAAAAGUUUCUUUUUAGUUACAUUCUAGAGAGUUAAAAUUACCUCAUUUAAAUUGCUUUAUAAGUCAUAUAAGACUUCCAGAUAAAGUCAAGAGUUACAGUAAAUAUGGCUUAACUUUUUAGAAGUUGAAUUUGUGAUACUGAGUGUUCAGAUGGUUGCUAAGUGUCACUCCAAAUUUGUAAAUCUACUUUGUCAGAAAAAAAUGAUAGGUGCAAUGAUAGGUGCCUCAUAAAGCAACAUAGCAAUUUUGGGGUAUGAGUGGAUUCACAGGGUGUCUUCAAGAAUGUUAUCUUCUGCAGCUUCCCCAGGUGCAUUAGCAGGAAGCUGGAUCAGAAGCAGAGUAGCCAGGACUUGAACUAGCACUUAGAUACAGGGUACUGGUGUUUCCAGUGACAACUUAUACCAGGGCGUCAGACCUUGCUUGGGCCACUGCCACGCACACAGGAACUCAGGAUGGAACUCUGUUCCUGACUUUGGCCUGACCCAGAAUUGGCUGUUGCAGCCAUUUGAGGAGUGAACCAGCAGAUGGAAGACUUCUCUCUCUCUCUCUCUCUCUUGUUCUUGCUCUCUCGCUUUCUCUCUCUUUCUGUCUUUAUGCAUGUAGUUUCUGUUUUAAAAAAAGAAUAAGCAGUGGUUGGCGCUGUGGCAUAGCAGGUAAAGCCGCCGCCUGGGGUGCCAGCGUCCGUAUGGGCACUGUCUUGAGUUCCAGCUGCUCCACUGCCAAUUCAGCUCCCUGCGAAUGCAUCUGGAAAAGCAGCAGAUGACCCAAGUCCUUAGGCCCUGCACCCGUGUGGGAGACCUGGAAGAAGCUCCUGGCUCCUGGUUUCAGCCUGGCUCUGUCCUGGCCAUUGCAGCCAUUUGGGGAAUGAACCAGCAGAUUGAAGAUCUCUGUCUUUCUCUCUCUAACUCUACCUUACAAAUAAAUAAUUUUUUUAAAAAAGAAUUGGAUCUUUUACUGUCACAUACAGUUAACUUAGAUUAUGAAGUAAAAAAAUGGCCAUACUCUAGUAACUAAUCAGCCUAAUGCUUUGCUUUUGAAAUUUUUACCAUCACUAUUUUUUUUCAUUUUGGAUUGAGAAAAUGAAUCCAGAUAUAGAAGAAAGUACGGGAUGUUGGAAAAAAUUACUUGUUAAACAGUGGAAUAUUUAAUAACAAUUUUCAAGAAGUUUCAGAGAAAUAAAACUGUUAUGCUUCGAUUUUGGUAUGGUAUUGACUCUCUAGCACAUAGGUAGCCCUCCAAAAUAUCAUCCAGUUUUCUAAAUUAUGGAAAUUUUGUGGAAGACGUUAACAUGGAUUCUGAGCCUCAUCAUGGCUUCAUCGGAAUUUCAUGACCACAGACUUUCAUACAGUUCUCAAGAGGAAUUCCUGACUUAUCUUGAACAGUACCAGCUAACUAUUCCAAUAAGAGUUGAUCAAAAUGGAGCUUUUCUCAGCUUUACUGUGAAAAAUGAUAAACACUCAAGGAGAAGACGGAGUAUGGACCCUAUUGAUCCACAGAAGGCAGUAUCUAAGUUAUUUUUUAAACUUUCAGCCUAUGGGAAGCACUUUCACCUAAACUUGACUCUCAAUACAGAUUUUGUGUCCAAACAUUUUACAGUAGAAUAUUGGGGAAAAGAUGGACCCCAGUGGAAACAUGAUUUUUUAGACAACUGUCAUUACACAGGAUACUUGCAAGAUCAACGUAGCACAACUAAAGUGGCUUUAAGCAACUGUGUUGGGUUGCAUGGUGUUAUUGCUACAGAAGAUGAAGAAUAUUUUAUUGAACCUUUAAAGAAUACCACAGAGGAUUCCAAGAAUUUUAGUUAUGAAAAUGGCCACCCUCAUGUUAUCUACAAAAAAUCUACCCUUCAACAGCGGCAUCUGUAUGAUCACUCUCAUUGUGGGGUUUCAGACCUCACAAGAAGUGGCAUACCUUGGUGGCUGAAUGACACAUCUACUUUUCCUUCUUCCUUACCAAUUAAUGACACACAUAUCCGCCACAGACAUAAGAGAUCAGUGAGCAUUGAGCGGUUUGUGGAGACAUUGGUAGUGGCAGACAAAAUGAUGGUGGGCUACCAUGGCCGCAAAGACAUUGAACAUUACAUUUUGAGUGUGAUGAAUAUUGUUGCCAAACUUUACCGUGAUUCCAGUCUAGGAAACGUUGUGAAUAUUAUAGUGGCCCGCUUGAUUGUUCUCACAGAAGAUCAGCCAAACUUGGAGAUAAACCACCAUGCAGACAAGUCCCUCGAUAGCUUCUGUAAAUGGCAGAAAUCCAUUCUCUCUCACCAAAGUGAUGGAAACACCAUUCCAGAAAAUGGGAUUGCCCACCACGAUAAUGCAGUCCUGAUUACUAGAUAUGAUAUCUGCACUUAUAAAAAUAAGCCCUGUGGAACACUGGGCUUGGCCUCUGUGGCUGGAAUGUGUGAGCCUGAAAGGAGCUGCAGCAUUAAUGAAGACAUUGGCCUGGGUUCAGCUUUUACCAUUGCACAUGAGAUUGGUCACAAUUUUGGUAUGAACCAUGAUGGAAUUGGAAAUUCUUGUGGGACAAAAGGUCAUGAAGCAGCAAAACUUAUGGCAGCUCAUAUUACUGCAAAUACCAAUCCUUUUUCCUGGUCUGCCUGCAGUAGAGACUAUAUCACCAGCUUUCUAGAUUCAGGCCGUGGUACUUGCCUUGAUAAUGAGCCUCCCAAGCGUGACUUUCUUUAUCCAGCUGUGGCUCCAGGUCAGGUGUAUGAUGCUGAUGAGCAAUGUCGUUUCCAGUAUGGAGCAACAUCCCGCCAAUGUAAAUAUGGGUGUGUAGAGAGCUCUGGUGCCUCAGCAAAAGCAACCGCUGUGUUACCAACAGUAUUCCAGCAGCUGAGGGGACACUAUGUCAAACUGGGAAUAUUGAAAAGGGGCCAGAGAACUUUCCUCAGAUAUAGCAACAAAAAUAAUCGUUUGGAUGGGAAUCAGAAGGAUGCCAUAUUUGAUGAAAUGUGGUGUUAUCAGGGAGAUUGUGUUCCUUUUGGCACUUGGCCCCAGAGCGUAGAUGGGGGCUGGGGUCCCUGGUCACUAUGGGGAGAGUGCAGCAGGACCUGCGGGGGAGGCGUCUCCUCAUCCCUAAGACACUGUGACAGUCCAGCACCUUCAGGAGGUGGAAAAUAUUGCCUUGGGGAAAGGAAACGAUAUCGCUCCUGUAACACAGAUCCAUGCCCUUUGGGUUCCCGAGAUUUUCGAGAGAAACAGUGUGCAGACUUUGACAAUAUGCCUUUCCGAGGAAAGUAUUAUAACUGGAAACCCUAUACUGGAGGUGGUGUAAAGCCUUGUGCAUUAAACUGUUUGGCUGAAGGUUAUAAUUUCUACACUGAACGUGCCCCUGCGGUGAUUGACGGGACCCAGUGCAAUGCAGAUUCACUGGAUAUCUGUAUCAAUGGAGAAUGCAAGCAUGUAGGUUGUGAUAAUAUUUUGGGAUCUGAUGCUAGGGAAGAUAGAUGUCGAGUCUGUGGAGGGGAUGGAAGCACAUGUGAUGCCAUUGAAGGGUUCUUCAAUGAUUCGUUGCCCAGAGGAGGAUACAUGGAAGUUGUGCAGAUACCAAGAGGCUCCGUUCACAUUGAAGUCAGAGAAGUUUCCAUGUCAAAGAACUAUAUUGCUUUAAAAUCUGAAGGGGAUGAUUACUAUAUUAAUGGUGCCUGGACUAUUGACUGGCCUAGAAAGUUUGAUGUUGCUGGGACAGCUUUUCACUACAAGAGACCAACUGAUGAACCAGAAUCCCUGGAAGCUCUAGGUCCCACCUCAGAAAAUCUCAUUGUUAUGGUUCUGCUUCAGGAACAGAAUUUGGGCAUUAGGUAUAAGUUCAACGUUCCCAUCACUCGAACUGGCAGUGGAGAUAAUGAGGUUGGCUUUUCAUGGAAUUAUCAGCCUUGGUCAGACUGCUCAGCUACUUGUGCUGGAGGUGUCCAAAGACAAGAGGUGGUCUGUAAAAGGUUGGAUGACAACUCUAUUGUCCAGAACAAUUACUGUGACCCCGACAGUAAGCCACCUGAAAAUCAAAGAACCUGCAACACUGAGCCCUGCCCACCUGAGUGGUUCAUUGGGGACUGGUUGGAAUGCAGCAAGACUUGUGACGGUGGAAUGCGCACAAGGGCAGUGCUGUGCAUCAGGAAGAUCGGACCUUCUGAGGAGGAGACACUGGACUCCAGUGGUUGUUUAACACAUCGGCCCAUCGAAAAAGAGCCCUGCAACAACCAGUCAUGCCCACCUCAGUGGGUGACUUUGGACUGGUCGGAAUGUACUCCAAAGUGCGGCCCAGGAUUCAAGCAUCGGAUUGUUCUGUGCAAGAGCAGUGACCUUUCUAAAACCUUCCCAGCUGCUCAGUGUCCGGAGGAGAGCAAGCCUCCUGUCCGCAUCCGCUGCAGUUUGGGGCGCUGCCCUCCUCCUCGAUGGGUGACGGGAGACUGGGGCCAGUGUUCUGCUCAGUGUGGCCUUGGACAGCAGAUGCGAACUGUGCAGUGUCUCUCCUACACUGGACAGGCGUCUAGCGAUUGUCCAGAAACUGCCCGGCCUCCAUCGAUGCAACAGUGUGAAAGCAAAUGUGACAGUACCCCCAUUUCCAACACUGAAGAGUGCAAAGAUGUGAACAAAGUGGCUUAUUGCCCACUGGUGCUGAAGUUCAAGUUCUGCAGUCGAGCAUACUUCAGACAGAUGUGUUGUAAGACCUGCCAAGGACACUGACCCACAGAAAGCCAGAGAGAGAACCUUGUCAUUUCAUCAUGGAAAUGCGUCCAUCAAAGAGAGCCACCCAGAGGAAGAGGGUUGAUGUCCUUGCAAAUGCAUUACCCUGUGGAAAACGUAACCACUGGUCAGCCCUAGCUGACAGGAUUUCAAUAUUAUUUUAACUUCUGUGAAGUGGGAUUUAUUGAUCCAAAGUGCUGGACACGGUAUUAGGAGGGAAUGCCAGAUUGGAGAGAUCCAAACAACACGGGGAGACUUGCUUACUGUGGAAUGUUUGUGUUCUUUCGAGUAAAUCCAAUAGCCUGUUUACCUCCGUGGACCAUUAAGAUAAUUUUUAUUAUGGACUUAGCAAUGACACUGAAUCCAUUUGUAUUUAAAACUGUUUAAAAUGUAGCUGUUAUGACUUGGUCAACUAUGGAAGUAAAGAAGAUUCAGAAUUCCUAAGUCAUAGCUUAAAAAUAUUUACUAUACUCUAUCUCACUACAGCAGCGCCACAACUUAAAUUAUAAAAUGGGCUUUGAACUGUAACUUAAGGAGCAAUUAUAAAUCAAAAGUAAUGAGAGUUUGUAUUAUUUUUUCUUCCUUUCACCUAAUUUCCUUAGGAAUAAUCCCCCUGUUCUGAACACUGCUGUGAGCCAUAUAUAAAACUAUAUUAAACUGAACAACAAUGAGGGACUUAGUGUGAAGCAGUGCAUCAGUAACCGCAGCUGUGCAAGUCUAUAAAUUCAGUGCUAAAAGACUGUGGCCAACUUGCCAUUGUGCAAGUGAAGCUGAGAUUUCCAUUAAAACUUUAAGAGAAAAACAUUUCAAUUUCGUGCAGAAGCCAGACCUGGAGUAUGGCUGAGAUGAAGGCACCAGGCCCUCUGCUGCCAUCACAGAGGUUACCUUACUUCUUAUUUGAGUCACCCCAACUCACUGUGUUUACACCCGCACCAGCUACAGAACAGCUCCUGCCCUGUUGCGUUGUUGCAUGCGUGUUGUGCUAACCGAGAUGAUACCAUGCAAAAGCUAGACUGGCUCGGUAACAACCAGACAGACCCUUUUGCAACUUGAUGACAAUUAUGAUGGGUUCCAGAUGUCCUUUCUUUGAUAUGGUAGAAGGGCAUUUAUUUAUAUGAGAGCAAGUGUGUGUGUGUGCGGGCGCUUUUGAGUGUGUGGAAAGAUGAGUGUGCUCCCACAUAAACGUGCUAUUUCUGAGUUUUAAAGGAGGCAAGGGAUAACAACCAAAGAAGAAAGCUCGUGAAGACUAGAGAUCAGAAAGCAUACAUUGUAAGUCACUCAACCAAGAAUUUUGUAUUAUUUUUACGGAUACUCUGAAUGGCAACUAAAUGUGAAACCCAGUUUCUUGGGCAAGUCAAAUUCUAGAGUCACAUCCACCUAAAGUAAAACGUCUGGCUCAUAUUUUCCCUAUCCUCGAGUUUUGCAUCCUUCUCAUCAAAAGGCUCAACAACAGUGUUUUUUUGAAAAGGGUACUUGUUUCUAUAGAUGUUUUGUACUUGAAGACUUGUGGCUUGCAGCAGGUUCCAGAGGAAUGUGCUUUGUGUCCAGCAUGCCUCCUUUAUUGUACACGUGUCCUCGGUGAAUACGCCGACUCUACGGCUCAAAACUAAAUGGCUGCUUGGUAGACCUGAUACCUGCAGUUAAAGAAAAGGUUUGCUCAAGUUCACUGCUCUGAACCACACUUCAGUGUGUCAUAUGCACUGCAGCCUAAUGUCGAUGAUUCGUUUUUGUUUGUUUUGUUUUUUUCUGAAAGGUAGAGAGACUCUCAGACACCAAAAAACAACCUAAAUUCACACAGGUUUGCUGUAUAUGGUUGGCAUGGGCUGCUUCCUCCACACUCAGUCGUGACUAUCUAUCUCAUUACCUGGCUUCUCUCUCAGGUCCAUGGUUCCCGUCCCUGAGCUUUACAGAGAGAGAGAGAGAGAGAGAGAGAGAGCUGUUGAUGAAGAAGCAUGGUGCCAGAGCCCCAUCUACGCUACCCUUAGCAGACCAGCCCCAGUGCCAUCUUGCCCAUUCAGUGAAGGGAAGGCAGCCCAUGGGCGGCAGGGCCUGAAUUCUUGUGUUCUUUUUCAAAGAAAAUGAACUUGGUGCUAAUGUGCUGGUGAAAUUAAAUAAAGGGUAGAUGAUUUCUGCAGUAGAUUAAGCAUAGGUUUGCUAUCAUGAUCUGAUUUUCUCCAAGAUAACUACCAGCUUAUAUUUUUAUUUCAAAAAGAUUUCUGACUCUAUUGACUAAAGGCUACAUUUUGCCUGGGGCCUGACCUUGCAAGGGCUUGUGUACUGUGCAGAGCCUCUGGGACGUGCACCAGCACUGAGGGCAGAAUGCCAAGAGCUCCCCCUGGGGCACCUCAGACUACCUUUCAAGAGGGAACCAAGUACGGAAUGUACCAGGAUUAAACUUUUUAAAUAAGCCAUGAACAUGGACCUGAGUAGGUUAAUAUAUGUGUGUGUGUGCAUAUAUUGCACAGCACAUUACACUACCACUGCCACUCUAGCCACCAACAUGGCUACAUGAUGCUUCAUUCCUAAGCAGUAACAAUAGGAUUGUCCAUGGAAGCUGGGCCACCAAGGUAGGCUCUCCAAAAGUAAGGAGCUGUACAGACCACUUAAUGAACCCCAGGUACCCCACGGUGCCCCACGCCUGGGAGCAGUAUCUGCCACUGGUGUAAAGGCCUACCAAAAACAGGAAAGGUAAAAUGUACCCAAAUGAUUAAACUCCUUGAAAUAUAUAUGACUUCCAAACAGUCCACUUCAUUAGGAACUUUUUUAUUUGAGUGAAUGUCACAUAGGUAUCCUUAAUAAUACAGAACAAAAUUACUUUUGUAUUAUUGUGAUUAGUUGUUGCUUAUUAUUUUAUACUCAGUAUUAAUGUGGUACACUGUUACUUUUUUUUGCUUUUGUAAAUUAUAUUCUAAUUUAUUGCCAUGUUUCCUAACACUUGUCCUACAUCCAUUCUCCUGCUUGUAAUGAAAAUGAAAAAGUCAUUGUAACACUUGAUGGAGUGAAAUUCCACACCAGGCACAGAUUUUUUUUUUUGACAUAGAUAAUUUAGUAAAAAUAAAAAUUCAGCUUAUAAUAAUGA
Oryctolagus cuniculus (rabbit) is the source of this 14645-nucleotide messenger RNA. The record is from RefSeq and is a predicted model, not a curated record. Lineage: Eukaryota; Metazoa; Chordata; Mammalia; Lagomorpha; Leporidae.